This is a messenger RNA of Paramecium pentaurelia, 636 nucleotides long. NCBI's taxonomy places the organism in Eukaryota, Ciliophora, Oligohymenophorea, Peniculida, Parameciidae. The record is from the annotation of a GenBank genome assembly.
AUGAUUAGCAUUUAUAUAGUGUUAGAAAUGCAAAAUCUAUAGUAAAAACUAAUAGUCCUUUUAAACCUUAUUUUUUAUCAGUUUGUUCUAGACAUUAAAAUAAAUAUGAGUAUGCUUUAUUAUUAUUUAUUUAUGAUUUAGAGGUAAAAAGAUAUAAAUAAAUGCAAUUCUAUACUAAUUAGCAAGAUUGUGAAUAUUGAUUUAAAAUAAGGAGAAUUAAAUAAAUCAAAAAUGAAAUAGAAAUUUAAAUUAAAUUCUAGCAGAUUAUCAACAAAAAGAAGUCAAAAUUUAUCUAUAGAUUUCGAAAAUAUUGUAAAUAUUUAUAAUCAUUAAAGAAACUUUAUGAUAGAAUAUAAUCAGCUAAGACUUCAUAUAAUAAAUAGUAAUAACUAAGGCAUAGUUUUGAAUAUGAAAGAUAUAGUAGAAAUAUUUCUUAAAAUGCUAGUAUUUAUUAUUUAUUAUUCAAAUUUAGGAAGGUAUUCAAAUGCUAAUAUUUCAAAAUAAACAUUAUCAAAGUCAUUUGAAUCAAAAUCAAGAAGGGUUAAAGAUAGAUCUUCUUCCAAUACUAAUUAAUAUCAAUAUUCAGAUUAAAGUAGUUGUCAUCCUGAUAAUUAAAUUAUUUAAUUUUAAUUUUGA